Molecule: messenger RNA, 1350 nt
Organism: Aspergillus alliaceus
Lineage: Eukaryota; Fungi; Ascomycota; Eurotiomycetes; Eurotiales; Aspergillaceae
Product: FAD-dependent oxidoreductase
Exons: 6
Coding region: 1-1350 (449 amino acids)
Molecular function (GO): monooxygenase activity; FAD binding
Source: RefSeq, a predicted model, not a curated record
AUGGGAUCUCAUCAAGAAGCGUGGAGGCGACUCAAUAUAGGUGUCGUCGGUGGUGGCAUUGGUGGUAUGUCGGUCGGCAUUGCCCUCCGCCGUGCUGGUCAUGAAGUGACCAUCUACGAACGCAAUGAUUUUGCUGGUGAGGUAGGCGCCUCAGUCUCAUGUGCCGCCAACGGUACGAGAUGGCUCCAUGAGUGGGGUGUCGAUGUGGAAAAGGGCGAUCCAGUUGUCCUGCGCAAGCUCAUCAACCGCGACUGGAAGACUGGGGAGCCAGUCAGCGUCUACGACCUCGCCGAUUACGAGGAAAGAUGGGGUUAUGUCUACAAUAUGUUCCACCGCCAGUACAUGCAUACCAUGUUGAAAGAUUGUGCAUUACAAGAGGAGGGGGUGGGCACUCCUGUUAAGCUUCAGGUGAACCAUGGGUGCAAAGAUAUCAACCUAGCCACGGGUGUCAUUACAUUCUCAAACGGAGCGAAAGCCCAGCACGACCUGAUCAUCGGUGCAGAUGGUAUUGGUUCAGUUGUUCGUAGCAUCAUAGGACUUCGUCCGGAGAAGAAGCCAUCUGACCAAAGUUGUCUGCAUGCCAAUGUCCGCACAGAAGACGCCGUCCGACUAGGCUUAGUUGACUACUCUAAGGACAGUGCGCUGGAAUACUGGGGUGGUCAAGAAGGCAAGUGGGACAAGAUCGUGCUCUCGCCAUGCAAUGGUGGCCGCUUGUUAUCGUACUAUUGCUUCUUCCCCCGAGAAAAGGGUGAUUUUAGCAAUCACACCUGGGGGAGUGCAGACCGGCCAGUUGAAGAGCUGCUAGAGCCGUACCCAGGGCUUGAUCGCCAAGUGUUUUCCCACUUAUCUAUUGGUACAGAAAUCCGGCCAUGGCGUUUAUGGGUUCAUCAACCAUACCCAUAUAUCACCCGCAGUAUGGUCUGUCUUCUUGGGGAUGCAGGUCAUCCGAUGAUGCCUCACCAAAGCCAGGGUGCCUGUAUGGCGAUUGAAGAUGCUGCGGCACUUGGUAUUCUUUUCAACAAAGACAACUUCACUGGAGAUAUUGCCGAAGCCCUCGCCGUCUAUGACGAAAUCCGACUGCCCAGAGCGACGAAAGUUCAAUCCGCAGCAGCAAAGGCAGCUUAUAAUAUCAACGAACGGAUAGGGUUUUCAAGCAACACCAGUAGCUCCGUAUAUAAAGUCGAAGAUGAGAAGAAAAAGCUCACGAUUGAAGAAAUGAAUGCUUAUGACAUGUACAAAGAUAUUGAAGAAGCGAUCGCCAGGCGCAGAGGGAUACCUUUCACGGCACCAUUCACCCAGGGCCUACCGCUCGGCCUGAAGCUAUCUAAUGGAGUAACUGUUGGAGAAUAA